Molecule: messenger RNA, 735 nt
Organism: Saxophila tyrrhenica
Lineage: Eukaryota; Fungi; Ascomycota; Dothideomycetes; Mycosphaerellales; Extremaceae
Exons: 1
Coding region: 1-735 (244 amino acids)
Source: RefSeq, a predicted model, not a curated record
AUGAAAGCUCAUAGGAGGUUGCUCGAGGAGAAAGGCGUCGGCAAGGAAGUAUUGGAUCGUGCAAAGGAUCUUGAGUACUACGACCUGGACAACUUGACUGAACGAGAAGACGUCAUAUCAUGGUUCUACUUGCUGGACGAUGAUCUCGAAGACUUUGACGUCACUGAAAGCACACGGCCUACCUUGGCGAUGCUCGGCCUUCUCAAGUGUAAAAUCGAGACCUUCGACGUCGAUCGGAAGCCGAACGUGCUCGGAGAGCCUAGACGUCAUGAGAUCCUACGCAAAUGGAUCGACGGGUGGUGUAGAACAUUUGUGACACAUCAUCCACUGAAGCUGUACCAGCCUCAUUUCACCCGUGCGGACAUCAAUUACGCCGCCGUGUACGCGAAGCUUCAGUAUAAUGAGGCGCUGCUGACCUAUCAGGAGCUAUGGCAGGAGUGUCUGAAGGCUGAUAUGAUUGAUGUCGAGGCGACGUACCACGGGGACCGCAGCUAUCCUCCUCCCAACCUUCUAAUUGAAAAGCUAUUGAACCCACAGGAUCUCGUCGACUUCAAUAAGUUCGAUGAUGAAACCUUGAAGAGUUUAGAUUGGAGGGUCGUGGAUUUUGAAGACGCCAAAGCAGCAGAAGAGCGAAAGAACUUCAGGUACUCCAUUGCGGUCUUUGCUCACAAUACCAGGACCAUCGAGGCUUGGACCAUUUCCCUGCAGGACGCCCAGGAUUCCUUCCCAGGCUGA